Messenger RNA from Ilex paraguariensis (yerba mate), 226 nucleotides. The record is from the annotation of a GenBank genome assembly. NCBI's taxonomy places the organism in Eukaryota, Viridiplantae, Streptophyta, Magnoliopsida, Aquifoliales, Aquifoliaceae.
CCCUAGCCUCUCAGGCGAGACAAAUCAGCAGCACCAUCUGAAAGCCCUAUUUGAAUCAGCAGCACCAACAAGACCAGCAGCACCAGCUUCAGCACCACCAUCUAAAACCCCAACCUCCACUUCCACUAUCGGACACCCCCAAAUCCAAGCACCACCACCAUCGAAGCCCCAACCCAGCACCACCCACAAUCUGAAAGGCCCAACCCCAGCACCACCCACCAUCUGA